AUGAACAACCUUGACUAUUUGGAUUCAUCGGACUCCGACCAUGAAAUCGAGCAAGAUCUUAAUCAAAAGGAAAAUAUUGAAUCGCAGAUUGAUCCCUAUUGGUUUGGUGUGACCGAUGACGAUGAUGAGGAGGAGAAGCGCAUCACCACUACAGGGCAGGAGAAAACUAGUGAAAAAAUUCAAAAAGCCUGUGAUAUUUUGGGGUAUAGCAUAGACAGCAAUUCAUGGUACACGGCAUACAAGCAAUACACUGAGCUGAUUAAAAAGUAUGGGAACGAUUUUAAAAGGUAUUCUCAGCCUUUUGUGGAGUUUUUAGCGUAUCUUCCGGAUCUGAAUGAAAUCCUUGAAGGCAAAACCAAAGACGACUUUGAGGAUAAAAGGGAUUUUUCUUCGCUUAAACAACUUAUCCCUUUACUUAAUGAAGCAAGACAGAAGUACGCUAAAGAAAUCGAACAGCUGGAUAAGGAUGAAAACCAAGAAGAUUCAGAUGAAGAUACUGAAGAGAGUAAAAUUCCGGAGGACAGCAUUGAGUAUAUCAAAAAUGUUGUAAUGAGUGGGAAAAAUAUGAAGCCGAUGGUCUUAUUGAAUAUUGCCAGAGUAUCGCGUCAGAAGAAUAAUAUUGUUUUGCAAAUCACCGCACUGAGUCUCGCAUCAAAAAUCAUUCUAGAGCGUAUUCGUCAUGAUGACUUGUCAAGUGAUAUGAACACGUGGUAUGAGGCAUUUAAAACUGCACAGCGGUGUUUCGACCUUAUCAUCAGCACUCCCAAUAUAAGUUUGACUGAGAAUAUUGAAAAGCUAAGUGAAAAAACGGCUCUUGUUGCGGGUGAUUUCUCAAACAUCCUUAUAAAUUUAUGGCAAAAGAUUUUCUUGAUUAUUCAAAGUGUAGAUGGAACUCUUGGCGACUACAUGCCACUGGUUUCACAUGAAAAUCGAUUAGCCGAUUUUGCUGACAGCAUUCUGAAGUACUAUCAGCUAAAAGGAUCCAAUACUAAGAAAUCCCAUGUUCGCACAUGUGCAGAAGUUCUUCUUAGCAUCCUUGGGCCACGUCGCCAAGCUGCGCAUUCUAUGCUCUUUAAAAGGAUGGUUAUGGAUCGGUGUGUUAUCACCGAGUCUGUUUUGGAUACAAUUAAAGAGCUCCACAGAAUUCUGGUUUCUGUGGGUGAUGAGAAGACGGCUAAAUGUGCAAUCUGCUAUAUUGCUUAUCAGCAUGGGCUGUUAGGCAAAUAUCGUGAGGGUCGGGAUAUACUUUUGCGCUCAGGGAUUCAGGAAUACCUCAAGACAAAAGAGGAAGACAUGACUUUUUACCCCAAGCUGUCUGUCUUAUUAAACCGGGCUAUCGCACAGUUAAGCUUAGGUGCUUUCGUUGCUUCAAACAUCCAACAAACUUACGACUUACUCGGAAGCAUCUGGACCCUACGGAACCACCAUGUUUUGAUUGGAGAAAGCGUACCAGGACGACUUAAAAAGGGUGAAGGUCUUGAAUAUAAAAAAUUCAUGGUUGCACCCUAUCAUUUCAUACCUUCCCAACAGCUAGAAUUAGCAGCCUUGCUAUCCGCACUAAUUAUUGACACCACAAAUGAGGCCAAGAACCCGUACGAACGAAGUUGGCUCCAAAAGUUCUUCUACGGGUCCAUCAGUCGGCGAACCCAGCUAUGUGGGAAGCCACAUAAUAUUCGAGACCAAAUCCCCGCAGCCUACUACGCUCUAAAAGUAGGAAACUAUCAGGAAGCUAAGGAAGUAGUCUCGAGCAUUCCUAAUUGGGAUGCUUUUCCUAAUAGAGAUAAAAUCCUUGACGGUUACUUAAAUCACCUGAAGGAGGCCGCACUUCGAAUCUUUUGCUAUACGAACCGAUGCAACUUUUCCACAUUCUCAGCCACGCAACUGGCUUUAAAGUAUGAUAUGACUGAGGAAGAGGUGCGCCGUGUAAUGAAUGGGAUCAUUUCCGAUAAUAAUGCACUUGUCGCAUACUGGGAUCGAGAUGACGCGAAUCUCUUUGUGGAUCGCAGUAAUGUCACCAGACUUCAAUAUUUGGUAUUGCAGGCAUCUGAUUCGGUCUCUGAAUUGGCGCCGUACACGGAACGCAGGUCCCGCGAAGGGGACGGGCGUGAUGGACGAGGAGGACGUCGGAUUGGUAGGGGGCGCGGUAGGAAUUAA
Molecule: messenger RNA, 2154 nt
Organism: Phytomonas sp. Hart1
Lineage: Eukaryota; Euglenozoa; Kinetoplastea; Trypanosomatida; Trypanosomatidae
Source: the annotation of a GenBank genome assembly